GUUCGAAAAUAGAAAUGCAUGUGCAAGACAUACGGCUCUAGUGGGUCCCAUGGCUCCUCUUUUCCGAAGCUGAAAGCAACCAGAUUCUUUUCCCCCUUUCUGUAUUCCUAUAAUAGCCUUUGGUUCAUUCAACCUCUCCGAUCUUACCUUUCUGCUAACAUCACAAUGAACUUGAACAGUUUUAAAAUCUGUGCAUAAUUGAAGAAAAAGAUAAAGAAAAAGAAAAUUACAACCCCACCAUACUCAUCCUCUGUUCUCUUGCUGCUCCUCCCAAGCCCUAGGUUUUCCUCCUAACCAAACACCACCAUAAAGGAAAAAUCAAAAAAUAAUAGACAUAGAAAGAAUAGAAUUUGAUAAUUUCUUGGUCCAUUUUUAGAUCCCAGUUUUAUUAUUUUUUUUUAAAUUAUUCUUUUCCUUUUUGGUGGGUUGUUGGUUGAGAUUGUUGGGCUACUGAAAGAAUAAUAACAAAAACCCCAGGGUUUAAGUUCAAGAUGUCAGCAGGGGUAUGCGGGAAGAGGGUGGGAUUUGAGGAAAUCUUCGGAUCCUCAUCUUCUUCGGCUAAGAGAUCCAGGUGUUCUGGUUUUCGGUCUCCCACCCGAUCCUCUGAAUUCGGGUCCGGAUCCGAGGACACCGUAUUUUCUUUGUUGCAAAUGUUCCCUGCUUUGGAUCCUGAGUUGGUAAAAACUGUUUACAGGAACCACAACAAUAAGAUUGAUGAUGCAAUUCAGACUUUAAUGAAAUUUUCAUUUGGUGAUGAUGCUGAAAGAAAUAAAUCACAGAGCUUUGAGUCUGGUGCAAUUGGAAAGUGUGAUGCUGUUCCUGCUCUAAGCACUACUACUUGUCUUCAAAUGUCAGAAGAAGGGGUUCAAAGUUUGAAAGCAACUAAAGAUUAUGAAAAUGCUGUAGAUGGCCCAAAGUGGGUGGAUAUAUUUGUGCAGGAGAUGAUGAAUGCAGCAGAUCUGGAGGACGCUAGAAGACGUGCUGCUCAAAUUUUAGAAGCUUUUGAAAGAAGUAUAACUGCACAGUCCCGUGCAACAGAACUGCCAGAGCAUGCUUCAAUGAAGGAGCAUCUUCAAAGUUUACUAAAUGAUAACCAAAUCUUGAAGAGAGCUGUUGCCAUCCAGCACGAACGUAAUGUAGAACAAGAGGAAAAGACAAGGGAAGUGCAAAAUUUAAAGCUUUUGUUAAAUCAGUACCAAGAGCAAAUCCGAAGUUUAGAGCUAAACAACUAUGCCUUGAAACUCCAUCUUCAAAGGGCACAACAAAGUAGCUCUAUUUCGGGAUUCUUUAAUCCAGACAUAUGUUGAGGUUAUUUUGGUGUCAUGAGCUCCUCAAUACGUGAUGUAUUCUUUCUUCCUCCUGUUUUAGUUUUUUUCCCAAUUUAGUUAAUGAAAAAAAUAUUAAGAUUUACAUGUGUUUGUACUAAAGUUGGAAGUUAUAUGUAUAAUUUAGGCCUAAUAAACUUUAGCAGCUUGCUUGAAAUUUCAGUUUUUUUUUUUAAUACAGAAUUUUGAGUGCAGAAUUGUUUUGAGAGCUCA
This is a messenger RNA of Manihot esculenta (cassava), 1538 nucleotides long. RefSeq lists its product as uncharacterized. The coding region runs from base 492 to 1307 and encodes 271 amino acids. The transcript has 5 exons. Lineage: Eukaryota; Viridiplantae; Streptophyta; Magnoliopsida; Malpighiales; Euphorbiaceae. Gene Ontology annotation, molecular function: ubiquitin binding. The record is from RefSeq and is a predicted model, not a curated record.